AUGGUUGUAUCCAAUAAUCUACUUGUCAAUGGCCACUAUAAUCUAUUCCGAGGUCUUAAUGACUCCAUGGAACAGGGUCGAUACUGGAGUCGGCCUGUCAAAAGCUUUCGUCCUGGUACAUGUAUCGAAAAGUUAGUCCAAACAACCGGACGUUCUAGAGGGUCCUUGAUAAACACAAGGACCUCUUGGUUCGAGCAUCCAACAGAAGACGACGACGUAGUCGAGCGUCCUAUGUUGGUAUCCGUUUGUUACAAAUCAAAUAUGCCCUUUCCUAGUACUGGUGAUUCUGGUUCGAUAUACUAUGCCGUUCAAGGUUGUAUGAGUUAUCCAGUUGCCAUAUAUUGUGAACUUCAUUGCUUGCCCCCAUUAUUCCUUUCGAACAGUUACAUUACAGCCAAACACAAACUUCAACUAUCUCUCUCGAAUAUAAAUAAUAAUAAUCAAGAGAGUCAAGAACCUGGUAAUGAGAUGAAUUGUGAUGGUAUUUCAAGAAUAAUUGGUAAGACCAAUUAUGUGGGAUGUGCAACUCAGAUAGAUGGAGAUCCAAGUAAAAGAAUAUAUAUAAAAGAAAAGGUUGAUGGUCAUUUGAAAAAGUUACACUUCUGUAAUAUAGAUCAUUGCCUUAGAUAUAUUAUAUUACAUUAUGUCACCGGAAAGAAGUCAGCCAAAGGAACAAAUACAGAGUCUAGAUCGCGUUCAUUGACAGCUGAUGGAGAAGAUGAAGAUGAAGAAGAAGAAGAAGAAGAUGGUGAAGAUGAAGAAACUCAGAGCACACCCCCUCCUGCCCCAUCUGCCGCCACCAAGAAAAAUGCUGCUUCAAAGACAGUUGCUAAACCAGCUGCUAAACAAGCUAAGAAAAGUUCUUAUAAAAGAAAACAAAGUGGAAAUUCAUCAUUUUAUUGUUCAGUAAUUGAGAGAUUGCCUUUAUUUCAAGAAUUAGUUGGAAUAGAAUAUCAUGUUUAUUGUUCUAUUUUAGAGUCAUAUGAAAAAGUACAUCUGCAGCAGAAUGUUUUACCUGCUGAAGAUGCUCUUCUUUUAGUAUUUCUUCAUUUUAGACAUUAUCCUAAUAUGAUUCUAUUAUCAUCAAUUUUUGGAAUAUCUCCAUCUACUGGCCAUAGAUAUAGAAAGAAAAUUCAAGAAUUUCUUUAUCAUUUAUUCUCUCCUGAGAUAUCUAUGAUGACUCCUGAAAGAAGACAACAGGAAGCAGGUUAUUUGUUCUUGACUCCCAAGAUACCUUACGUUUUGAUUUUGGAUGGAACUGAACAACCAACUUAUAAUUCAAGCUCGCCUGACAAAGAUUCAUUGUAUUACUCAGCAUUCAUAGGUUAUUUUGAUAAUAUCCCUGUCAAAAUUUGA
Molecule: messenger RNA, 1356 nt
Organism: Heterostelium album PN500
Lineage: Eukaryota; Evosea; Eumycetozoa; Acytosteliales; Acytosteliaceae
Product: helix-turn-helix domain-containing protein
Exons: 5
Coding region: 1-1356 (451 amino acids)
Source: RefSeq, a predicted model, not a curated record